This is a messenger RNA of Hymenoscyphus albidus, 844 nucleotides long. The record is from the annotation of a GenBank genome assembly. NCBI's taxonomy places the organism in Eukaryota, Fungi, Ascomycota, Leotiomycetes, Helotiales, Helotiaceae.
AUGGACUCCGCGAACCAGAACGCCUCGCCAGCGAAAAUCAAGGAGGAGGUAGCUGGCAAUCCUGCUGCUACCUGUGAAGGCCUCAUGGCCAAUGGCUCGCAAGAUCCCAUACCACCACCCACUACCAUGAGCAAGGUUACUUCGAACCCAAAGCUCUCCAAACCAGUUCUCACAGACAAGUAAGUCCUGCUCAACCCUCUCUUUCGCGACCAUGCUAAUUCUUCCAAGGUCCUCAAAGGAGCUUAUCACCCUUCUUUCUGGCCCGCCAACAGGCCUGGGCAAGUUCGUCGUACACAAAUGUUUCGCUGUUCAUUACUCGCCUGUUCUGAAGGCAGCUUUUGAACACCAAGCUACAGCUGUACUCAAUCCCUUAGGAAAUACCUACUCACUUGAUGAAGAGGACAAGACAACCACUGAGUUUCUCGUUCAAUGGCUCUAUACACAAGAUAUUCAGCCAGCGCAACUCAAACCAGACGCUACAUACAACUGUGCUGAAAUCCUCUCCAUCAUCAAGUUGUGGCUCCUGGCAGAAAGACUGGUAAUACCCUCUCUCCAAAACGCAGCAAUCAAGAAGUUCAACGACUGUCUGAAUCAAUUCAAGAUGAUCUGUCACACCGAAAUCAACUACAUCUGGAGUGCUACCAAGGAAGGUUCCCCGUUGCGUCUAUACUAUAUCGAUGUGAUGUUCUGCCUUAGCGAUCAAACCUUUCCUAAAUUGGUGGAGACUCUUGAAAAGAAUGUUCUGGGUGAUUUGUUUACCGCUUGUAUGCUCAGGGUGGAAAACAAAAAGAUGUACACACCAGGAAGUAAUCUCUCAGAUAGAUACCUUGUGAGAGAAAAGUGA